Molecule: messenger RNA, 1881 nt
Organism: Belonocnema kinseyi
Lineage: Eukaryota; Metazoa; Arthropoda; Insecta; Hymenoptera; Cynipidae
Product: prostasin
Exons: 10
Coding region: 76-1710 (544 amino acids)
Biological process (GO): proteolysis
Molecular function (GO): serine-type endopeptidase activity
Source: RefSeq, a predicted model, not a curated record
AGUACGAGUGGAGUUGUGGUGCCGCGUCAAAAUCACACCUUCCUGGUGAAGACGGCUUUCUGAGACCAUGUGGCGAUGCCUUCCCGACAGAAUGAUGCUUUCACCGGCUUGUCAUCUGCAUCCUUAUUCAAGUUCUGCAGGUCGAACCCUCAAAUACCGAUUUAUCGACAUAUUCAUCCCAAGAAGAUGAUCCUGACUGAAGGCACGUUGUUACUUAAAAUUGGAAUAGUUUUACUUUACCUUGUUGGCUUGACGCUUGGGGAGUAUUGGAAUACGAAAGAUAAUCACACACCUGAAGCUGUUUUGAAGAGAAAUGCAUCUAGGCUCGACCAGGAUCACCAGCAUACAAAUUUCAACCAAAUCUGGAAAUUGCUUCAUUUCGCAGACUGGGGUGAAUGGUCAGUGUGCAAUCGACAUUGUACACAGAAUCGUGUAAGAAAAUGUCGACCAAAACAAACGUGUGGAACUGUUAUGAUACGAGAGGAGCGCGUUUGUGACCAUGAGAGAAAAAUUUGGAGCAGGCGAUGCAAGCUUCGUCAAAAGCGAGGCCGUAAAAUGUCACAAUGCUUUCACAUUAUACAGAAUUCUAAAGAAGCUGAGCCUAGACAAUACAAGAAGCGAGGAAAUAAAGGAUUUAGAGGCCAAACUUCCAGCCACUAUGGAAAAUGGAGCAAAUGGUCCCCAUGCACAAGAUCAUGUACAACUCAAAGACAUAGGUGGUGUAGAAAGCCUGGAAUCUGUGGACGUGAUGUGAUAAGAGAAAGCGCGUACUGUUACGUCGAAGGUAGCUUUUGUCAAAGAUGGAUCCAACGAAAAAUCCACGGCGGCAAUGAAGACGGUAAUAAUACAGAUGCAGUAUUUGAUGAAUUUGAACUAAGCCCUAAUACACUUCAAAAUAUCGCAAUUAAUAAGGAUAAUGGCAUUUGGAAAUGCGGUGUUGUUGAUAAUAAUCAGAGCAAACGUUCCAGACUUUCUUAUUUCACAAGAAUUAUUGGCGGCAGACCUGCGGCACCAGGAAGUUGGCCUUGGCAAGUUGCUAUCUUAAACAGAUUUCGAGAAGCCUUUUGUGGAGGAACAUUAGUAUCUCCAAGGUGGGUACUUACGGCUGCUCAUUGCAUCCGAAAACGUCUAUUUGUGCGAAUUGGAGAACACGACUUGACUGUCAAAGAGGGUACAGAAUUAGAAUUACGGGUGGACUCAAUGAUGAUACAUCCAGAAUACGAUGCCGACACGGUUGACAAUGAUGUCGCCCUUUUACGUCUUCCAGUAACGUUGACGCCGUCAUCAUCACGAGGUAUCGCUUGUCUUCCGACGCCAAAUCAACCGUUGCCUACCAAUCAGCGUUGCACUAUCAUUGGUUGGGGUAAAUCUAGGCCAGACGAUGAUUUUGGCACAGAUGUUCUCCACGAGGCUGAAAUACCCAUUGUUUCAACUCAAAUGUGUCGAGAUGUCUACGUUGAUUACCGAAUCACAGAGAACAUGUUCUGCGCAGGAGAUUCGCGAGGUAGAAUGGAUUCCUGUAAUGGUGAUAGUGGGGGUCCCCUCCUUUGCAGAGAUCCACGAAAGCCGAAUCAUCCUUGGACAAUCUUUGGAAUUACCAGUUUUGGUGAAGAUUGUGGUAAACCGGGAAAAUUUGGUAUCUAUGCACGUACUACAAAUUACGUUGAAUGGAUCGCAAAAGUUUUAAAGGAAAAGAAUGCAUUUAGUUGAAAUAUAAAUAGAUUUAAAUAUAUAAUAUACAGAUAGGAUGUGCCAAACAAGUCAAAUGUCAAAUAUUCUAUCUCCUUAUGCAUCAUAAUCUUUUUAAUGCUAAUAAACUAUUAUGGCACUUAAUAUUUAUAGCUGAAUUAUCUGUUCUCGGUAAAUUGAUAGAUGAUUAUU